Molecule: messenger RNA, 7254 nt
Organism: Lepus europaeus (European hare)
Lineage: Eukaryota; Metazoa; Chordata; Mammalia; Lagomorpha; Leporidae
Gene: NBAS
Product: NBAS subunit of NRZ tethering complex
Exons: 52
Coding region: 17-7132 (2371 amino acids)
Biological process (GO): retrograde vesicle-mediated transport, Golgi to endoplasmic reticulum
Cellular component (GO): endoplasmic reticulum membrane; Dsl1/NZR complex
Molecular function (GO): SNARE binding
Source: RefSeq, a predicted model, not a curated record
UCAGCGCCGGGCGAACAUGGCGGCCUCCGAGUCCGCGGGGGCUCUGAGUUCAGGCACUGCCGAGGGCGAGGAGGAGACGAUUCUGUACGAUUUGCUGGUCAACACCGAAUGGCCACCGGAGACAGAAGUCCAGCCUAGAGGCAACCGAAAUCAUGGUGCAUCGUUUUUCAUCACAAAAGCAAUUAGAGAUCAUUUGUUAUUUUUACGCCAGUACUUCUGGUACAGCCCUGCACCUUUCUUGCUCCCUGAUGGACUGGUUCGCUUGAUUAAUAAACAGAUAAACUGGCAUUUAGUACUUGCAAGCAAUGGAAAGCUUUUGGCAGCUGUUCAAGACCAGUGUGUGGAGAUCAGGUCUGCAAAAGAUGAUUUUACAUCUGUUAUUGGGAAAUGUCAAGUUCCAAAAGACCCAAAACCCCAGUGGCGACGUGUAGCAUGGAGUUACGAUUGUACUCUGCUGGCUUAUGCUGAAAGUACAGGAACGGUGAGGGUGUUUGAUCUCAUGGGAAGCGAGCUCUUCGUCAUCUCCCCGGCAUCUAGUUUUGUAGGUGAUUUGAGCUAUGCCAUUGCUGGGUUAAUAUUUUUAGAAUACAAAGCAAGUGCACAGUGGUCUGCAGAACUCUUGGUCAUCAAUUACCGAGGAGAGCUUAGAAGUUACCUUGUAAGUGUUGGAACACAUCAGAGCUACCAAGAGAGUCACAGUUUCAGUUUCAGUAGUCAUUAUCCUCUUGGAAUCAACGCAGCUAUUUACCAUCCUGGUCACAGACUUCUACUAGUUGGUGGAUGUGAAACUCCUGGAGUAGGAAUUUCCAAAGCUGCUAGCUGUGGCCUUUCUGCCUGGAGAGUUCUUUCAGGGUCACCUUAUUAUAAGCAGAUUACUAAUGGUGAUGACAAGGUGACCACGGUGCCGAAGACACUCGGAUUAUUAAGGGUAUUAGGUACUAAGCUAUACAGUCGCCAGGGACAAGAACAGGAUGGAAUCUUUAAGAUGAGCCUGUCUCCAGAUGGGAGCCUUCUUGCUGCCAUUCACUUCUCUGGGAAACUGAGCAUCUGGGCCAUCCCAUCUCUGAAGCAACAGGGAGAGUGGAGUCAACAUGAGCAGCCAGGCUAUGAUGGACUCAAUCCUGACUGGAGGCUCUCUACUGAGAAAAGAAAAAAAGUAAAAGAUAAAGAGUCCUUUUAUCCACUGAUAGAUGUCAACUGGUGGGCAGAAGGUGCAGUUACUUUGGCUCGAUGCUCUGGUGCUUUGACUGUUUCAUCUGUGAAAACUUUGAAGAAUCUACUAGGAAAAUCCUGUGAAUGGUUUGAACCAUCACCUCAAGUUACUGCUACCCACGAUGGGGGAUUUUUAAGUUUGGAGUGUGAGAUUAAACUUGCCCCUAAACGGUCUCGCUUGGAGGUUCGGUCGGGAGAAGAAGAUGAGGGAGAAGAGGAUUCUGAUUCCGAUCAUGAAAUCUCUGCCAAGGCUCGCUACUUCGGCUACAUCAAACAGGGGCUUUACUUGGUGACUGAAAUGGAGCGAUUUGCACCCCCACGGAAACGCCCACGAACCAUUACUAAAAAUUACCGUCUAGUGAGUUUGCGCUCCACGACUCCCGAAGAGCUUUAUCAGAGGAAGAUUGAAAGUGAAGAGUAUGAGGAAGCCUUGUCUUUGGCUCAUACCUAUGGCCUGGAUACUGAUCUCGUCUACCAGAGGCAGUGGAGGAAAUCGGCAGUCAACGUUGCUUCAAUUCAGAAUUAUUUGAGUAAAAUAAAGAAGCGGUCCUGGGUUCUCCACGAAUGCCUGGAAAGAGUUCCUGAGAAUGUGGAUGCUGCAAAAGAACUGCUUCAGUAUGGGCUAAAGGGCACAGACCUGGAGGCUCUUAUAGCAAUAGGGAAAGGAACAGAUGAUGGCAGAUUUACAUUACCUGGUGAAGUAGACAUUGAAAAUGUCUCUUAUGAGGAGCUUUCACCGUCUGAGGAGGAGCCAGCCAAGAAUAAAAAGGAAAAGGAGCUCAAAAAGAGACGGGAGCUACUUAAAUUAGUGAACUUUGCAAAGUUGACACUGGAACAAAAGGAACUUUGCCGUUGUAGACUGAAAUUAUUAACCUACUUAGACCGACUUGCAACAUAUGAGGAAAUCCUGGGCGUGCCUCCUGCUUCUGAGCAGAGAUAUGAUGCAGAAUUCUUUAAGAAAUUCAGAAAUCAAAAUAUUGUUCUCUCAGCAAGAACUUAUGCUCGGGAAAGUAAUGUUCAAGCCCUGGAAAUUCUGUUUACUUACCAUGGCUCUGACCUUCUUCCUCAUCGCCUUGCGAUUCUCUCCAACUUUCCAGAGACCACUUCACCACAUGAGUAUUCUGUUUUGCUGCCGGAAGCUCGUUUUAAUGGUGAUUCCUUGAUGAUCAUUCCUUGGCACGAACGUAGACACCGAGCUAAAGAUUGGUGUGAGGAGCUGGAGUGCAGAAUGGUUGUUGAGCCGAGUCGCCAAGAUGAAAGUGAAUUCUUGUAUGCUGCACAGCCUGCCUUGCUGAGCUACAGGACAGCCCAGCUUGCGGUCGAGAGCGUCAUGGACUGGUACCAGACCAGAGCAGAGGAGAUAGAGCAUUAUGCCGGCCAGGUUGACUGUGCACUCUCACUUAUUCGACUCGGAAUGGAGCGGAAUGUUCCUGGCUUGCUGGCUCUGUGUGAUAAUUUGGUUACUCUGGAAACAUUGGUGUAUGAAGCCGGUUGCGACUUAACUCUAACCUUGAAAGAGCUCCAGCAGAUGAAAGACAUUGAAAAACUGAGAUUACUGAUGAAUAGCUGUUCUGAGGACAAGUACGUGACAAGUGCCUACCAGUGGAUGGUUCCCUUUCUUCACCGUUGUGAGAAACAGUGUCCUGGUGUGGCCAGUGAGCUAUUAAAAGAAUAUUUAGUAACUCUAGCUAAAGGGGACCUAAAAUUUCCCCUGAAGAUAUUUCAGCAUUCCAAGCCUGAUCUGCAGCAAAAAAUUAUUCCUGACCAGGACCAACUGAUGGCAGUAGCUCUAGAGUGCAUCUAUAACUGUGAACGAAAUGACCAACUCUCUCUUUGCUAUGACAUAUUAGAAUGUCUGCCACAAAGAGGAUAUGGUCAUGAGACAGAGGUAACCACAACUCUUCAUGACAUGGUAGACCAAUUGGAACAAAUUCUCAGUGUAUCAGAGCUUUUGGAAAAACAUGGACUAGAGAAACCGAUUUCGUUUGUUAAAAACACUCAGUCUAGCUCAGAGGAGGCUCGCAAGCUGAUGGUUAGAUUGACCAGACACACGGGUCGGAAGCAGCCUCCUGUCAGUGAAUCUCAUUGGAGAACCUUGCUGCAAGACAUGCUAACCAUGCAGCAGAACGUGUACACUUGUCUGGAUUCCGAUGCUUGCUAUGAGAUUUUUACUGAAAGCCUUCUGUGUUCCAGCCGUCUUGAGAAUAUCCACCUGGCUGGGCAGAUGAUGCACUGCAGUGCUGGUUCUGUCAGCCCUGUAGUUGGUGUGGCCCCUAAAGGGAAACCCCAGUACAGGGUCAGUUACCAAAAAAGCAUUGACUUGGUUUUGGCUGCCAGCAGAGAGUACUUCAAUUCUUCCACCAACCUCACUGAUAGCUGCAUGGAUUUGGCCAGGUGUUGUUUACAGCUGAUGACAGACAGACCCUCUGCUAUUCAAGAGGAGCUAGAUCUUAUCCAGGCCCUUGGCUGUCUCGAAGAAUUCGGGGUAAAGAUCCUGCCUUUGCAAGUACGACUGUGCUCUGAUCGGAUCAGCCUAAUUAAGGAGUGUAUUUCCCAGUCCCCCACGUGCUACAAACAAUCCAGCAAGCUCUUGAGCCUUGCAGAGUUGCUGAGGGUUGCAGGUGAAGACCCAGAAGAAAGGCGUGGACAGGUUCUCAUCCUUUUAGUAGAGCAGGCCCUUCGUUUCCAUGACUACAAAGCAGCCAAUAUGCAUUGUCAGGAGCUGAUGGCUGCAGGUUAUCCUAAAAGCUGGGAUGUGUGCAGCCAAUUAGGACAGUCAGAAGGUUACCAGGACUUGGCUACCCGCCAAGAGCUCAUGGCUUUUGCUUUGACACACUGCCCUCCUAGCAGCAUUGAACUUCUUUUGGCAGCUGGCAGCUCUCUGCAAACAGAAAUUCUUUAUCAAAGAGUAAAUUUUCAGAUCCAUCCUGAAGGAGGGGAAACUGUCAGUGUUUCGCCGUUAAUGAGUAAAUCACUACAAGAGGAUGAAGUGAGUGCUGCUGACAGCAGUUCAGCUGACCUAUUACACUGGACCACUGCUACCACCAUGAAAGUCCUUUCCAACACCACGACCACCACCAAGGCUAUGCUGCAGGCUGUCAGCGAUGGACAGUGGUGGAAGAAGUCUCUAGCUUACCUUCGGCCCCUCCAGGGACAAGAAUUUGGUGGUGCCUAUCAAAUUGGAACUGUGGCCAAUGAAGACCUAGAAAAACAAGGGUGUCAUCCUUUUUAUGAGUCAGUCAUCUCCAGUCCCUUUGUCUCUGAGUCCGGAGUGACCUAUGAUGCCUAUCAGCACAUCCCAGAUGAAAGUUUUGCAGAAAUAUUGCUGAGAACUGGUAAACUGGCAGAGGGGAAAACUGAAGGAGAAGUCUUUCCAACUACAGAAGUUCUGUUACAACUAGCAAGUGAUGCUUUGCCAAAAGACAUGACCUUGGCUCUCGCUUAUCUCCUUGCCUUACCACAGGUGUUAGAUGCUAACAAGUGCUUUGAAAAGCAAUCACACUCGGCGUUGUCACUGCAGCUGGCAGCAUAUUACUACAGCCUGCAGAUCUAUGCCCGAUUGGCUCCGUGUUUCACGGACAAGUGUCAUCCUCUUUACAGGGCUGACCCUAAGGAACUAAUCAAGGCUGUUACCAGUCACGUGACUCAACAUGGACAAGCCUCCUGGCCCGAGGACCUUGUUUUGCUGACCAAGCAGUUACACUACUACAAUGAGCGUCUCCUGGAUUUCACGCAGGCUCAGCUGCUUCAGGGCCUGCGCAAGGGUGUAGAUGUGCAGCGGUUCACUGCAGAUGACCAGUAUAAAAGAGAAACUAUCCUUGGUCUGGCAGAGACCCUGGAGGAAAAUGUCUACAGCAUUGCGCUUUCCCUGGCUCAACGGUACAGUGUUUCCCACUGGGAAGUUUUUAUGACCCAUUUGGAGUUCCUGUUCACCGAUAGUGGUUUGUCCACAGUAGAAAUUGAAAAGCGAGCCCAAGCCCUUCAUCUCUUUGAGACUUUGAAGACGGAUCCCGAAAGCUUUCACACACACAUGGUCAAAUACAUUUAUCCCACUAUUGGUGGCUUUGAUCACGAAAGACUGCUGUAUUAUUUCACUCUCCUGGAAAAUUAUGGCUGUGCAGAUUUUGGGAAAUCCGCUAUCAAACCAGAAACCCACAUUCGACUCUUGAAGAAAUUUAAGGUAGUUGCUUCAGGCCUUGAUUACAAAAAGCUGACGGAUGAAAAUGUGAGUCCCCUUGAAGCCCUGGAGCCAGUUCUUUCAAGUCAAAACAUCUUAUCUAUUUCCAAACUUGCUCCCAAAAUCCCUGAAAAGGAUGGACGGAUGCUUUCCCCCAGCUCUCUCUACACCAUCUGGUUGCAGAAGUUGUUCUGGACUGGAGACCCUCACCUAAUUAAGCAAGUCCCAGAGUCCUCACCGGAAUGGCUCCAUGCCUUCGACAUCUGCAUGAAGUACUUUGAUCGCCUCCACCCGGCUGACCUCAUUACUGUUGUGGAUGCAAUGACAUUUUCUCCUAAAGCUGUGGCCAAGCUCUCUGUGGAAGCUCGUAAAGAGAUGACCAUAAAGGCCAUUAAGACAGUCAAACAUUUUAUUGAGAAACCAAGGAAAAGAAAUGCUGAAGAAGACAUUCAGGAAACUAGUGAUUCCAGAAUUACCUAUGCAGAUACUCUGAAUCACCUGGAAAAAUCACUUUCUCACCUGGAAACCCUCAGCAGUAGCUUCAUUGUUUCCAUGAAGAACAGUGAGCAGGAGACACUGCAGAAGUAUAGUAGCCAGUAUGAUCUGUCCCGAUCAGAGAAAGGGAAAAUUCAUGAUCAAGCCGUGACCAUGUGCUUAGACGGUCAGCCUCUGAAAAUGGUUCAGCAGCUUCUGGAGGUGGCUGUUGGCCCUCUUGACAUCUCACCCAAGGAUAUAGUGAAGAGUGCAAUCAUGAAAAUAAUAUCGGCCUUGAGUGGUGGCAGUGCUGACCUUGGUGGGCCCAGGGACCCUCUCCAAGUUCUGGAAGGUGUUGUUGCUGCAGUCCAUGCCAGUGUGGACAACGGGGAGGAGUUGGUCUCACCUGAGGACCUGCUGGAGUGGCUGCGCCCUUUCUGUGCUGACGACACCUGGCCGGUGCGGCCCCGCAUCCAGGUGCUGCACGUCUUCGGGCAGUCGUUUCACUUGACAGAGGAGGACAGCAAACUCCUCGUGCUCUACAGGACGGAAGCCAUUCUCAAAGCCGCCUGGCCCCAGAGACAGGUAGAUUUAGCUGACAUUGAGAAUGAAGAGAAGCGCUACUCUCUGUUCUUGGAACUUCUGGAAUCCAGUCACGAUGAAGUUGAAUUUCAGCACUUGGCUUUGCUCUUGCAGGCUUGGCCACCAAUGAAGAGUGAAUCUGUCGUAACCAAUAAUCCCUGGCUGAGGCUUGCCACAGUGAUGCUAACCAGAUGUGCAGCAGAGAACAAAGAAGAAUUGGGCAAGGAAGUUCUGAAAAUUUGUCGCUCCUUGUAUAACACCAAGCAAAUGCUGCCUGCAGAGUGUGUGAAGGAGCUGUGCCUGCUGCUGCUGCACCAGUCCCUCCUGCUGCCGUCCCUGAAACUGCUCCUGGAGAGCCAGGAUGAGACCCUGCACGCCAUGGCGCUGGAGCAGAUCACAGCUGUUGCUCAGGUGAAUGAUUCAAACUGCGACCAAGAACUACUUUCCCUGCUCCUGGAUGCCAAACUGAUGGUGAAGUGCAUCUCCACUCCCUUUUAUCCGCAUAUCAUUGACCACCUCUUGGCCAGCCUGCAGCAAGGGCGCUGGGACGCAGAGGAGCUGGCCAGACACCUGCAGCAGGCCGGCCAUCAAGCUGAAGCUGGGUCACUGCUACUGGCUGUGAGGGGGACUCAUCCAGCCUUGAGAACUUUCAGCGUGGCUCUCAGUGCCGGACAGCGCUGGGUGUGAGCCGCGCAUGCUCCUGGGUGGAAAAGAACAUCUGGAGCUGAACACAGCUCCCAGAAGCAACGUGUGUACCUGACUGUUCUCUGUGGUUCCAACAAACUGCAAUAAAGCUGUACGUAAAUGAU